Messenger RNA from Aureobasidium subglaciale EXF-2481, 1723 nucleotides. RefSeq lists its product as uncharacterized. NCBI's taxonomy places the organism in Eukaryota, Fungi, Ascomycota, Dothideomycetes, Dothideales, Saccotheciaceae. The transcript is spliced from 2 exons. Bases 311 to 1420 code for a protein of 369 amino acids. The record is from RefSeq and is a predicted model, not a curated record.
GUAUCGCCAUGAAGGAUUCGUCGUCCUUUGCGCUGUAGAGGCUGCGCUGUCGAAAUUCUGACGAGUGUUGUGCUACCCUUGAAACGAGUUGGCUUAUACUUGGCCAACACCCAGCGGCAAGAUGCUUUCAGACUCACAACUCACGCAGCAGACUCGCGUCUGACAAUCACUUGCAGCCUCAGUAAGUGCCAUCACCUGCCUCGGGCAACUGAAUCAGGUCUCUAGCCAAUUCUCUUGCAACAACUCUCGCCAAUCACGUGAGAGUGUUCAAACACGUGAAGGCAACCAACCAUCUGCCAGCACUGCAGGCAUGGUUGUGCAGCACAAGGUCAGCGGCCAGGUCCAGCCAGGUCCAACAGAAGAACAGCGACAGGCUCACGAACUCGAGACAAACGGCUACUGCAUCAUCAGCGACGUCCAACUUUGUUGCAACGCCGGAGCAGCAGCACAAACACGACGUGGAAAGCAUGCGAAACAGCAGAAGCAAGAAACGGUAAAUGCGAACCUGAACCGAGAGAACAAGCAGUUGAUGGGGGAACUUCGACUGAAAGAUCGUGUUAUCCAUCAAAAGAGUCUCGAAAUUCAGGAGCAGUGUACGCGUAUCCUUGAUCUACAGCAGAGUUGGAUUGAGAUGGGGAGGGAUCAUCGGGCUGACAUGAGAGAGCGCGAUCACAUCGAAGCGACGUAUCUGGCAGAUCUUCGUGAAUUGGGCCAGGCACACGAUGAAGAGAUCGAAGUGUUGAGAUGCACAACCGAUCGUCAGGCACUCCCUCCAGCCUAUAUGGAUAUUAACAUCUCGACCACACCCACAACCACAGAUCUCGGCCCCACAAACGCAAAAGAAAUCAUCACCUCGGCAUCAACAUUCCUCCGCAAAGCUCUCGCAGAAGCCUCAACACAGAUAUGUCCCCCUAGUAUCCUCGCCAUCGCAAAAGCCCUACAUGAAUCCCUACGCUACAUCAAGAAAAGUCAAGACCUCUCACUCUGGCCUCGGUCAAGUACAUCUCUAGCCCUCCACGCCGUUUACGAAAUGCUAGAUCGUGUAAUCCACUACCUCACCCUCUCCUCCACCUCCCUCACAUCGUCAAUCCGCUCCACUGGCCUAAGAAACCCUUUCCGCUCCCCACUUACUCAUCUCCGAGAAGCUUUUUCCGCUGCAGAUGCUUUGGCCUUUGAACUCUGCUCUUUGCAUUUUUGCUCUGGCGGGAGAAGAGCUGAUCUUUCAGCACCUCAAAUCCCGUUUCUUUGUGAAAGUAAUGGGGAGGUUGAUAAGAGGGAUGACUUUUUGGAGUUGCAGUGGUGGAAGAAGAGGGUUGAGGGGACUAGGAUGGAGGGAAGGGUUUGGGGGGAGGAUGUCGGAUUGGCGGUUUUUGAGGGUACGGGGGCUUGGUUGGAGAGUACGCUUUUGGAGUUGACUUGAGGGGUUUUAAGGGGGUGGAAUGUGAUGGAGAAGGCGUUUUCAGAGUGUGCCUGUCUAGCUCCUCUUUUUGGUCAUCUCUUGACAUCAUGGCUGCGCUUCCCAAAAGGCGUCUUACUUUUUUCUCCACGGCGUUCGGAGUUGGGUUGGUUUGGACCUUGGAGUGGUCUCUCUGAUGCCUCUCAGUCAAUCAUUUCAUGUUCUCGAAGACAUUCUGCACUUCUUCUAUAUUCAGAGCCUUCUCUCGCUGACACAGUUACACCACUAGCAUGCAGGCGCGACUGUCGAAUCAGGAUGCAUCCGUGU